Psilocybe cubensis is the source of this 1917-nucleotide messenger RNA. RefSeq names its product Putative bifunctional amine oxidase. Gene Ontology annotation, molecular function: L-amino-acid oxidase activity; polyamine oxidase activity. Lineage: Eukaryota; Fungi; Basidiomycota; Agaricomycetes; Agaricales; Agrocybaceae. The transcript has 5 exons. Bases 1 to 1917 code for a protein of 638 amino acids. Gene Ontology annotation, biological process: amino acid catabolic process. The record is from RefSeq and is a predicted model, not a curated record.
AUGGCCAAUACCGCUGGGAAAUCAGAUCCGUCCUCUGUGUAUAUCAAAGCUACGCAGUACUUCGUCAACCAGAAAUUGGAGGACCUAAAAAACAAGACCUUCGACUUCAAGGAGAUUUCACAGGGAGACAAGCUUACUUCUGGAUCGCUCUCCUGGAAUGAACUGCGCUCUGACUUCCAGGAAGAUGUCAUCACUUCAUCUCGCGUCGCUAUCAUAGGUGCUGGUGUGGCGGGCCUCAGGACUGCCAUGCUUCUGGACAAGCUCCAAAUACCCUACAAGAUUUUCGAGGCCAACGAUGGUCCGGGUGGUCGCCUUUUCACCUACCACUUCCCAUCCGAUGACAAGAGUCCGGCUGGGAAGCAUGACUACUAUGAAGUUGGAGGAAUGCGCUUCCCUGAUAACGCUGCCAACAAGCCCACUUUCGAUCUGUUCAAAGAACUCGGAUUCCACUUCCGAAAUGACCAGAAUCCAAACGGGGAACUUAUCCCUUUUGUGUACGGCCUCGACGACAACAUUAGGUACUUCAAUAACAUCACGUCCACGGCGAGACAGGUGGCGGAUGGCUUCAACCUUUUCCAAGAAGCCACUCCAAUCGGAAAUGUCCCGCAAGACUUUACAGAUAUGAUCGACACCGAUGAACAGGGAAAUGUGUACCGCGGAGUGGAUGCUUGUUUCUAUAAAGCCUUUAACGGACUUCGUGCCAAGCUUCUCGCCAAUUUUGACGAAGAGUGGCCAAAGCUUUUAAAAGAAUGGGACUGGGCAUCAACGCGUUCGUACCUUGCUCAGGGACCAGAGUUGAAAUUCCCAACCACUGUCAUCGAUUGGAUUGAGAAGCACAAGUCUGGAACUGGACGCUACUCAAGGGCUGUAGUCGAAGAAGUUCUGGAAUCCAUCACCUUUGAUCACCCCAGGUCUGAACAUUUCGACUGGUGGUGCAUCGAAGGCGGCAGCGAAGGAUUGAUCAAAAAAAUGCUCAGCACUCUGUCGACUCAGCCGACCUAUAACAGCCGCGUCACAGCAAUCUCUGAGCAAACCACCCUUGACCCAUGCAAACGUAUGAGGGUCAGCAUUCAUGGCCAAGGUGACGAAUACUUCUCGCAUGUCGUUUCCACCGUCACCUUCUCUGUCCUUCGCACCAUCGACACCGAUGGCGUGCAGAUGAACUUUGGUCAACGUGAGGCCCUUCGAGCUCUGAACUACGGCCAGUCUAUAAAAAUUGCGAUGAAGUUCAAGAACCGCUGGUGGGAGAACAAGAAUGUUGUUAAAUCGUCUCAAGCCGGAGGAGCGAGCCGAACCGACAGGCAAAGUCGCGUUGUCGUUUAUCCCAGUUACGGUUUGAAUGAAGAUGGGCCUGGUGUUCUGAUGGUCUCCUACAAUUGGGACCAAGAUGCCGCGCGUUUCGGUUCGCUGAUCAAGAACACCGAAUCUCGCACUGAACAUCCAACCCCUGGCCGAACUCCAACCAAAUUCGAGCAGGUUCUCCUGGACCAGAUCUAUGAGGAUCUCACCAUAUUGCACGCGCCUGACAAACAAAAGCGAGCUGAAUUCAAGAAAAAGUUGAUCGAUGAUACCCUCGAUUUCCAUGCAUUCGACUGGUACCACAACCCAUACACCAUGGGCGCUUUUGCACAAUUCACGCCGGGACAGUUCAGCACGCUGUACGCCGAUAUCUUGCAGCCUGCUGGACGUCAUGGAAACUUCCACUUUGCCGGGGAGCUUGCCAGCCACCACCACGCGUGGGUUGCUGGUGCCAUCGACUCUGCUAAUCGUGCCGUUGGCCACAUCGAGCAAGAUCAUUUCACCAAGGCGAAGUGGUACAAGGCGGGCUCCAAAGUGCCCAGGAGUUUGGUGUUUGAUUCUGAUGAUAGCAUGGUCCUAUAUCACUUGCUUGGAAAGGUCACGGAGCAAGCUUCGUAG